AGCUGGCAGCCAGGAGGGGGCAGCUGCCACACUCUUCACAUAUCUCUCUAUUUAAAGUUCAAAGAGACGCUGGAGAACAAUAAGGAAGAGGUGAGUGUGGCCCUGACCAAGCCACUCAACAGCAGGAAUAAUGGCUGAGAAAGAGGCUAGCUUGUCCCGCUUUGUAGUGCCUGUCCUUCUCCUGAUUGGCUGGAUUGUGGGCUGCAUCAUAAUGGUUUACGUUGUCUUCUCUUAGAAAGGCAUGAAGACAGCAGACCGAUGUGAUUUAGAAGAAUUAAGAGACAUGCAAACACAACUAGUUGUUGUCUUACAUUAAAUAAGAACAGUAUUUGACACUAACCUACAAGCUUGGAUUAUGAAUUUCUUCAGCAUCCUGUUUAAAAUUCUGAGUACAAAUAAGAACUGUAAGAAAAUGUGAGUGGAUUCCUGUACUGAUUGAGCAUGGGAAAAUGUAUUAACUAUGAUUAAAAAUAAAUAAGCAAUCCAACAAAAUUCUGACAAGCCUAAUUAUUUUAGAA
Molecule: messenger RNA, 518 nt
Organism: Ochotona princeps (American pika)
Lineage: Eukaryota; Metazoa; Chordata; Mammalia; Lagomorpha; Ochotonidae
Gene: STRIT1
Product: small transmembrane regulator of ion transport 1
Exons: 3
Coding region: 131-235 (34 amino acids)
Biological process (GO): regulation of ATPase-coupled calcium transmembrane transporter activity; regulation of slow-twitch skeletal muscle fiber contraction
Source: RefSeq, a predicted model, not a curated record